This is a messenger RNA of Marasmius oreades (fairy-ring Marasmius), 327 nucleotides long. RefSeq lists its product as uncharacterized. Bases 1 to 327 code for a protein of 108 amino acids. The transcript is spliced from 3 exons. NCBI's taxonomy places the organism in Eukaryota, Fungi, Basidiomycota, Agaricomycetes, Agaricales, Marasmiaceae. The record is from RefSeq and is a predicted model, not a curated record.
AUGCACUGUGCGGGUGUCGUUCACGGAGACCUGAUCACUUCAAACAUCUUAUUUUGCCUGUCUCCCCACGUCACUGAAUGGUCAGACGAGGAAGUAUACACUCAUCUGGGUGAUCCCGAGACGGAGGAUGUCAGAACUCGUGACGGAAAACCCCCCGGCCCUCAAGCAUCGGCCGUUCGUAUUCAGAUGAAACUCUCAGGAGCACCCAGCGUGUUCUUGAUCCUCUUCGCUCUUCGGUUGUCAUUCUCCUCGAACCAUAGAUUGCGCUCCGUAAAAGAAUCCCACCAGGAGUGGGUAAUCGUCCCAGCGUCUCGACCGUCUGUUUGA